This is a messenger RNA of Penaeus indicus, 990 nucleotides long. RefSeq lists its product as uncharacterized. The record is from RefSeq and is a predicted model, not a curated record. The transcript is spliced from 2 exons. NCBI's taxonomy places the organism in Eukaryota, Metazoa, Arthropoda, Malacostraca, Decapoda, Penaeidae. The coding region runs from base 184 to 990 and encodes 268 amino acids.
CUGUGAGAGCGAGAGGUAGUGCGCUCCGUGUUCGUGGACGAUACAUCAAUAUUUUUUUUUUCCUAUAUCUCGCCGUUUUACUUGCUUCCGUGUGGCCCGAAUCUAGUGGUUCCAGAGGAUAUUAACACGGCGUCGGGUUCACACGAAUGGAAUCAGCAAGAUGGAGAGGGCAAAGUGACGACUAUGAGUGUGGCAGUGUCAGCGGGCAUGGGUGAGUCUUGCCCACUGCAACAGGAGAAGGAUGACAAGGAGCUGGAGGAGUGGAGGCAAGAAGUGAGGGCCAAAGUAACCGCACUCAAAUGCCAUGUUAUGGCUUCCAGGGGCCUCACGCCCGAAGGUAAUAUUGUUGCCCCUUACUCACCAAGAAUCCUCCUUGAAGCUCCUCCAAAUGCUCGCCUCCUUCAUGAUGCUGACAAUCUUGAUCUUAAUGCUUACACUGAGUCUCUCCAGAAUAGAUCAAAAGGCAGCAGCACCAAAGAUGAAACAGAAUACAGCACUGAGGAAGAGGAAGUCUUACCUCAAGAACCUUUGUCACUGGAUGAUGUCCAUGUAAGGUUAAAGGAAAUUAGAGUCAGUAGCAGCGAUGGUCAGAAGGCCUCAGCCUCCCCCCCGUCUCCCUCUAAGUCUGUACAUAGCCUCAAUAAUAAGUCCCAACCCUCAUCACCAUCACAUUCUCCUUCAACGUGCUCAUCCUCUCCCCAGUCCCCCUCCACAUCUUCACCCACGAACCUCUCGCCUUCCAAACAAUCUUCACCCAAUGUGAGUGAUAGAAAAUCAGUCGGCGGCGGACAAACUCUCAAGUUAAUGGGGGUGGCAGCCUCCAAUCGGUGGCGGCUGUGGCGCCGGCACUUGCCACACCGACCGGUGACCCUGCCACCUCCGCCAGAAGCAGUGAGAGAGUAUCAGGAGAGAGAGGACGUUGAGAAGACCUCCAGCGCGUCACUUGGGGCCAAAAAAAGUCUCUUCCAGGGAGGGAAAAAAAUUAGAUGA